Molecule: messenger RNA, 5068 nt
Organism: Prosopis cineraria
Lineage: Eukaryota; Viridiplantae; Streptophyta; Magnoliopsida; Fabales; Fabaceae
Product: nuclear pore complex protein NUP133
Exons: 9
Coding region: 525-4496 (1323 amino acids)
Biological process (GO): transcription-dependent tethering of RNA polymerase II gene DNA at nuclear periphery; poly(A)+ mRNA export from nucleus; protein import into nucleus
Cellular component (GO): nuclear pore outer ring
Molecular function (GO): protein binding; structural constituent of nuclear pore
Source: RefSeq, a predicted model, not a curated record
CUGGCUUAUAACCUUCCUAAUGACCUGACCCUUUUUGACUCGCCAUAUUGUGUUUAGUUCGGUGGUGUGCUAGUUGUUUCUUAGUUUUGUGUUUCUUUAGGUGCACCCCCGGGCGACUUGCUUGUAGUGCUCCCUGUCUCUGAUGAACAUGGUUUCCUUCUUUACUCAAAAAAGAAAAAAAAUUUGGGGCUAACUUUAUUUUACUGUACUUGUCUAUUUUCUUUAUUUAAAAGUUGUUUUAUUGGCCCUAAAAAAAAUAUUUAAAAGUUGUUUUAUUAAAUAAAAUAAAAUAAAUGGCUUCUUCUUCUUCUUCCUCUGUUUUUCCGCCUUCUAGUGCACAGAAUCUCGUCCGCCGGCCUCAAUUGCAUUCCCUCUUCCGAUUUCCAAGUUACUGAAGAAUUGGAGGACAGCCAUCCCAUUAGUCGACUCUUGCUUCUGGUAACAUCCUUCUUUCCAUCUAAAUGCUAUAAAAACCCUAAACCCUUGAAGCAUCACACUUCUUAGAAUCCUCCAAGUGAAAACAAAUGUUUUCUUCUGGACCGAAGAAGGCCAAUGUGAGCUCUCGGAGACAUCAACCUCCUGGUGCCACGGUGCUUGAUUCUCCGAUCACUCCUCUUGGUGAGAGACGAAGUUUAUUCCAUGACCACACUGUCCCAAAUCGUCCAAGCACUGGCACUCCCGCUCCUUGGGCUCCUCGCUUGUCAGUUCUUGCCAGAAUUCCUCAAGUUAAUAGAAGUGGAAAAGGGGAUGAAUUAGAUUCGAUUAAACCUGUAUAUGUUGGAGAGUUUCCUCAAGUAGUCCGUGAUCAACAGGCCAGCUUGCUUCAGAAACGAGUUGCUGUUGAAAAUUGCUCAUGUGGUGGCAUUGAAAAGCAGACAUCCCUUGCUUGGAUUAUUUGUGGAAACAGACUCUUUAUUUGGAGCUACUUGUCAUCUGCAUCUUCGACGAAGUGUGUUGUUCUUGAAAUUCCUCCUAAUAUAUCAGACAAUGGAGAUGGUGGCAAAAAUGAUGCGAGUUUUUGGUUUCUUUCUGUUGUUCAUUGGGCUAACACAUGCUUGAGAACAAAUAAAAUUGGAAAACAUUGCAACUCUGCUGGUGUUGUUUUGUGUAAUCGAAAUACCCGUGCUGUUAUAUACUGGCCUGACAUCUAUUCACAAUCAGACAGUGCUUCAGUCACUAGUCUUGCAUCUUCUAAUGAGCUGGAGGUUACUUUCAUUUCUGAUGGGAAAGGAACCUCAAGUAGGCAAUGGAGACUAAGCAAGGUGGCGAAUAGUUUAAAUGGAUCACACAUGUUUAACUCUUUGGUUGCUUCUGCAGUUCCUGGUCAUAAGCUUACUUGUGUUGCCCUUGCAUGUAGCUCAAAUGGUGAACUCUGGGAGUUUUUGUGCACUCCUUAUGGUAUUCAGCGAAGAAAAGUAUAUGAAAAUAUUUUGCAGUUUCCUGUUCAGGGGGGUGAUUCUGGUCAAAUAAUCAGCAACAGGGGAUAUCCAAGGUCAUUGACAUGGUGUUUUCCUCAUCACUCAACAGAUGAACCAAACCGGCAAUUUUUGGUAUUGACUGAUCAUGAGAUACAGUGUUUUAGGGUAGAACUUAGUUCUAAUAUACAUGUCUCAAAGCUUUGGUCUCAAAAAAUUGUUGGGACAGAUGCUGAUGUGGGCAUUAAGAAGGAUCUGGCUGGCCAAAAGGGAAUAUGGCCCCUUGAUAUGCAGGUAGAUGAUCAUGGUAAAGUGAUUACCAUUCUUGUUGCAACCUUUUGUAAGGAUCGAGUAAUCAGUUCAAGCUAUGUUCAAUAUUCUCUUCUAACUAUGCAAUAUAAAUCAGACUUGGGUGUAGAGAUUGUUAAUGACAAGAUUUUGGAAAAGAAAGCCCCUAUAGAGGUGAUAAUUCCAAAAGCUAGAGUUGAAGAUGAUGCUUUCUUGUUUUCCAUGAGGCUUCGGGUAGGAGGUAGGCCCUCAGGGUCAGCCGUCAUAAUAUCUGGGGAUGGAACAGCAACAGUUUCACAUAACCAUAGAAACUCUACUCGACUCUAUCAAUUUGAUCUUCCCUACGAUGCUGGAAAAGUGCUAGAUGCUUCAAUUCUUCCUUGUGCAGAUGAUUAUGAAGAAGGAGCCUGGGUUGUGUUAACAGAAAAAGCUGGAAUAUGGGCAAUACCUGAGAAAGCUGUUAUAAUUGGUGGAGUUGAACCACCUGAACGGAGUUUAUCACGCAAAGGAAGCUCAAACAAAAGAUCUGCGCAAGAAGAGAUUAGAAAUCUAACAUUUGCAGGUAAUGUUGCCCCCAGAAGGGCUAGUUCUGAAGCAUGGGAUAAUGGAGACAGGCAAAGAUCAGGUUUGAGUGGGAUCACUCGUCGGACUGUGCAAGAUGAAGAAUCAGAAGCUCUUCUGAAUCAACUUUUCAAUGAAUUUGUAUCAUCAGGGGAAGUGGACAGAUCACUUGAAAAGCUAGAAAGUUCAGGUUCAUUUCAAAGGGAUGGGGAAACAAAUGUUUUUGUGAGGAUGAGCAAGUCAAUAAUUGACACCUUAGCUAAACACUGGACAACAACAAGAGGUGCAGAGAUUUUGGCCAUGACUGUUGUUUCCACCCAACUUUUAGAAAAGCAGCAGAAACAUCAAAAGUUUCUCCAAUUUCUUGCCUUAUCCAAAUGCCACGAGGAGCUGUGUUCUAAACAAAGACAAGCCCUGCAAACUGUCUUGGAACAUGGUGAAAAAUUAGCUGCAAUGAUUCAGCUGAGGGAAUUGCAAAAUCUGAUUAACCAGAAUCGUUCAACUAGUGUUGGCUCCUCAAAUUCUAGUUUGGAAAUUCAGAUGUCAGGUGCCCUUUGGGAUGUGAUUCAAAUAGUUGGUGAGAGAGCCCGCAGGAAUACAGUACUUUUGAUGGAUAGAGAUAAUGCUGAAGUGUUCUACAGCAAGGUUUCUGACCUGGAAGAUUUCUUUUACUGCUUAGAUGGAGAGUUAGAAUAUGUAAUAAUCCCUGAACAGCCUUCUGGGAUUCAGAUCCAGAGGGUAUGUGAACUCUCAAAUGCAUGUGUCACUAUAAUUAAGACAUGCUUUAACUAUAAGAAUGAGAAUUGCUUAUGGUAUCCACCUCCUGAGGGCUUAGCACCUUGGUAUUGUCAACCUGUGGUACGCAAAGGGGUGUGGAGCGUUGCUUCUGUUCUGCUUCGGUUGUUAAAUGAAAUAUCUGGACUUGAUAUGUAUGCAAAAUUAGAUUUGUAUAAUCAUCUUCAAGCACUAGCUGAAGUGCUGCUUGAGGCAUAUGCUGGUGCUGUCACAGCUAAAAUUGAGCGUGGUGAAGAACACAAAAGUCUGCUCAAUGAGUACUGGGAGAGGCGUGACACACUUCUUGAUUCUCUUUAUCAACAAGUCAAAGAAUUUGAAGCUGGCCAUAAGGAUUCAGUGGGAGGAAAUGAAAAUCAGAGUGAAGAAGCUGUUUUGAAGAUUACUUCACAUUUGCUAUCAAUUGCUAAACGGCAUGGAUGCUACAAAAUUAUGUGGCAAAUAUGCUGUGACAUCAAUAAUUCAGAAUUACUGAGAAAUAUUAUGCAAGAAAGCUUAGGACCUAACGGAGGAUUUAGUUACUAUGUCUUUAAACAACUUCACGAAAGCAGACAAUUUUGUGAGCUUUUAAGACUAGGGAAAGAGUUUCCAGAUGAGCUGUCUAUUUUCCUGAAGGAACAUCCUGAUCUUCUUUGGCUUCAUGAGUUGUUCCUUCAUCAAUUUUCCUUGGCAUCAAAAACUCUACAUGAAUUAGCUCUAACUCAAGGCAAAACGUCUACCUCAGCUGCUGAAGAGAAAGAGCUGGAAUUUGUUAAUUUGAAACUAAAAUUAGCUGAGAGAAAGCAUCUUUUAUAUCUUUCCAAGAUAGCUGCCGUUGCAGCUGGUAAGGAUGCUGAUUCUCAAGUGAAGGUGGACCGUAUAGUGGCUGAUUUGAAGAUUCUUAAUUUACAGGAGGAAAUAAUGAAACUUGUUACUUCCAUAGAAGAUAAGCAACUUCUCGAGCAACAGCUGCUUCAUCCAGAAGACUUGAUUAAACUGUGCCUGGAAAGUGAAGGGCAAGAAGUCUCACUGUGGGCAUUCGAUGUGUUGGCAUGGACCAGUUCCUCCUUUCGUCAGACCCAUAGAAAACUGUUGGAGGAGUGCUGGAAAAAAGCUGCAAUUGAGGAUGAUUGGAGCAAGUUUUUUGAGUCAUAUACGGCUGAAGGAUGGAGUGAUGAGGAAACGGUGCAGAAUUUGAGCAACACGGUACUUUUCCAGGCUUCAAGACGGUAUUAUGGACCCCAAGCAGAAACGUUCGAAGAAGGCUUUGACAAAGUAUUACCAUUGAGAGAAGAGAACUUGGAGAACUUGGUUUUAGGCGAAAUGACUACUUCUGUGGAAUCAAUAUUGAUGCAGCACAAGGAUUUUCCAGUUGCAGGAAAGCUUAUGUUAAUGGCAAUCAUGUUGGGUAGUGAACAGGAAAAUACUAGACUUGAAGAGGGUCCUUCCCCGAUGGAAUAGCAUCGCAAAUGUCAAACGAGGAAUUUAAAUGAGUUCUAGGUAGGAGAUAUAAUGACAGAUAUAGGCUUUCAACUGAGCAGCAUCUACAUGAUAUACGAACUGUGUUUGUAUAUGUAUCUUGUCGUAGUGGGGGAAGAUGAGUAGCAUCGGUGGGAGGGAGGAACUGUUUGCGCAUGCGCAUCUCAAUGCUGAGCGGGUUUGUGGUUUUAAUGCAAAUAUAGGAAAUUACCCUCCUCCUAUUUGUGAAGUAAUCGGUAUCACAUUUGGCCUCCAUUAAUUCUGGGAGAGGCACUUUUGUAAUGUCCAAAUCUUUAUGGAUUGCGCUGAAGUAAUCAACUUGAUCACUAGAAGUGUUAUUCAUUUAUCCUUUCAGAGAAAUUAUCAACGAGUUCAAAUCUGUUUUCUAUGGGGAUUGGAAUAUUUGUUUAAAGUUCAUGUUUAGGGAGAUUAACAUCUCUGCCUGCUUGUUGGCAACUCGGGCUUUUGAUGAUUUUGUUUGUUAUACUACUUUUAAUUUACUCUCACCUUAUUGUGUUGAGGUAGUGAAUAAUAAAAGGAUGUUACCUGAUCAA